This is a messenger RNA of Athalia rosae (coleseed sawfly), 2408 nucleotides long. RefSeq lists its product as uncharacterized. The transcript is spliced from 6 exons. Lineage: Eukaryota; Metazoa; Arthropoda; Insecta; Hymenoptera; Athaliidae. Bases 180 to 1472 code for a protein of 430 amino acids. The record is from RefSeq and is a predicted model, not a curated record.
AUUUUGAGCAUUUCGAGCGUUCGGGCGUGAUCGAUUUUACGAUAUCGAAUGGAUCGUCGCGUUCCAUACCCUCUUUCUUCAGCCGACCAAGCUCGGUGAAGGUGCGCGCCAGUACUAGUGCGGUGUCAUAACUCGUCGGAUGUGCGACGACAGUUACGGGCACAUCCACCAGAGAAAUCAUGGAGGUCGAGCUCCGGGUAAAGGAGAACGGGGCUUCCAAACCUACGGAGCAAAAAAUCCCGGAAUGGCUGGACGAGGAUUUCCUCCAGCUGUGCAUGCAAAGCGGCGAGGGUGACCCCACCAUCAGAGUAAUAAACCACACGGUGGUGGUGGUCAGACCGUCUUCCGAUUUACACAGCUCCGCGAUCUAUCGCGUCUCCGUCGAGUUCAAACGGCGUCCUAGAAGCAGAAAUAUCCUAGACUUCAAGCCGCAAGAAACUCGAUGGCUCCUAAUCAAGACGUUGAACACAGAGUCCGAAGAACCAUCUCACACGGAGGACCUGCAGAAAUCGAAGAUUUUCGAUAAGGAAAUAACGGCGCUAUCUACGACGUUACCAGCGAUCACCAAGGCGUUAGGUUUCUUUACUCUGAACGCUCAAUGUUUUUACUCCGAAAGAUCGCCACGUGCUCUGGUGGUUUUGAACGACCUUGCUAAACAUGAUUUUAUCCCGGGGAAGAUGAGACGCCUCCGAGGGCUCGAUUUCAACCACUGCAUGCUGGUGAUGCAGUCGAUGGCGGCCCUUCACGCUGGUUCCAUCGCCGUCUAUGAAAAGGACAAGUCGUCGAUGGACGCCUUUGAGCGUAACGUCUGGUCCGAGGAGGACAACACUCUUGUGAAGGAGUUCGUCGACAGAACGGUUUCGUACAUAGCCGACGAGGUUACUACGUGGCCAAAUUUCGGCAGCAAAUACGCCGACAAAAUACGAGCACUCAAAGACAAUCUCCUGCAACGCGUGAACGCUGCCGUUUCGAAAGAUAAAUCGAUCUUCAACGUCUUGAACCACGGCGACUGCUGGUACAACAACAUCCUCUUUCGAUACAGCACCACCACUGACCGCGUCGAAGAAGUUUCGUUCGUGGAUUUCCAGAGUAGCAUCUUCGCGUCGCCUGUGAUCGACCUGCAGCACUUCCUCUACUCGACCCCGACCGACGAGGUUCGCCUUCAGAAUUUCAACAGGCUGAUACAACACUACCACCGCGAACUGACCUCCAUCCUCGCCAAGCUCAAGGUCCAAACAAAGUCGCCCACGAUGGAGGAGCUCCUCGAAGAGAUGGACAAACACAGCGCCUACGGCGUUCUCGUCGCGUUCACCCUGCUUCCGAUAACCCUCGGCGAGGGAUCCAUCACAUCCGCCAUACUCCGGAAUUCGACCGCACCCUCCGAAAUAAGAAGCAUGCUGUCCGACGAGCAGUUCAGGGCGACCUUCAGAAGACUUAUAACACAUUUCGACAGCAAGGGAUACCUUGACUAGUCGCUGUAUACGACGAAAACACCUGUAAAAUUUACAACUCGCCGUCGGUUUUGGUUCAACUUUGAGAGGGUGGAUAAUCGGACGUGUGCCCCUGUAACCAGACGCAUAUUUUGUGUAUUCUCGAAUGCCUCGCAAAGUUAUACGCGUACACACGCGUCAGUUAUGCGAACGAAGAACGAGCGAAGAUCGUCGAAGGUCGAGUAUCAUCGGGGUUAGUUACGUUACGCGUUGCAUCGGCGGCGUGGUGUGACAGCUGAAUCGAUGGCUGAUCGAAAAUAACGAAGAGUGAUUAAAGUAAAUGCACAAGGUAAAGUUAUAAAAAAUUAGCACCUAAUUCCAUCAGCCAACGACGUGGGCAAACGCUUUCGUCACCGCAGGGGUUCGGAGUGUCCAAAUCUAAUCGUUAUCGACCGAAGUAAUCAGGUGUACCUAUUUGGCUUGAUUACGAAUCGAUACCGUUGAGACUUGGAUAUCGGAAGAUUUGUACCACAUUCCUAUCAAAUCCUCAGCCUAUCGUCGUCCGCGCAACCCGCUCUUUAUCAUCGUUGAUCCACUUUCCCCUCUUUUUUUCCUCAUUAUUAGCAUACACGUGUACGUAUGUACAUGGGUAUACAUAUAGUGCUUGUACUCGAUCCUAUCACGAAUCCUUAAAUUAACACAAAGUCAUCGUACGAUAGAUAAGUUUCAGCCCAUUCAUGUUCAUAAUAUAUUGUUUUAAUUGUCAUCGUCGGGGUCCCAUUAGUUUAAUUCGAUUAUAUAUGUGGAUAUAUGCGGUAUUACAAAUGAUACAAGAUAUUAUCAUAUCAUCAACAUAUGUCGACUUUUGUUGACCCGGAUUUUCCUUAUUGUAAUUAGAUACACGCUACGCACAAAAAUUAAAAAAAGCACUUGUAUUUUGUCGUGAGUCGUCAAACAGCAGAUUUCGCUCGGUAUGAG